AUGGCAGCACCACUCGACUCUGCUGCUUCUCCUCGUCAGUAUCGCCCAGGCGACGACUGGUUCUUCGCCGGCCCAGCAUCGUCCUUCCCCAACAUCACCAACUCAAGCGAGCCCUACUUCAAGCUCGUCUGGCCCCAGCCAUGCAAAACAGCAGGCUCUGAUGGUACCACCACCGCCGCCGCCGCCAAGGUACCAGGCUGUAAAAUCUUCCACCCCAAAGCCGCCCAGGCACCAUGCACAGCAGCAGCAGCCGAGCAGAUCGCCACCGACGCGGCGGCCGGCGAGGACGCCUGGCUCAUGAAGGAGCAGGUGCUGGUCUUCCAGUACCAGGGCCGCUUCCACGCCGUCGACCACGCCUGCCCGCACCGCUCGUACUCGCUGUCGUGGGGCGUGCCCUUCGACAUCGAGGACGCCGGCGGCCGCACCCUCGGCCACGGCAUCCGGUGUCGCGGCCACAGCUUCGCCUUUGAGCUGACCACCGGGGCCGGGGACCGCGGCGGGUACCAGCUUGGGGUGUGGGAGGUCGAGCUCCGGCCGGCGGCGGGCAUUGUUGUAAGUGGUGAUGGUGGCGGCGGUGAUGGUGUUGACGAGAGGGAGGUGUGGGUGCGAAGGAAGCAGAGGCCGGGCUGA
This is a messenger RNA of Diaporthe amygdali, 630 nucleotides long. RefSeq names its product rieske domain-containing protein. Bases 1 to 630 code for a protein of 209 amino acids. The record is from RefSeq and is a predicted model, not a curated record. Gene Ontology annotation, molecular function: 2 iron, 2 sulfur cluster binding. The transcript has a single exon. NCBI's taxonomy places the organism in Eukaryota, Fungi, Ascomycota, Sordariomycetes, Diaporthales, Diaporthaceae.